AUGCUGCUUCUACACCUGUCACUGCUGGCUGGUCUCCUCCCAGGCAGUGACAAUGCAGAAGAGGUCCAGGGACACGUCUCAUUCUACCUUAUCCAGAUCUCAUCCUUUGCCAACAAAUCAUGGACAAAAAAUCGGGGCUCUGGUUGGCUUGAUAGUCUGCAGACUCAUGGCUGGGACAGUGAAUCGGGCACAGUAAUUUUCCUACACACUUGGUCCAAGGGCAACUUCAGCAAUGAGGAGUUGAUGGACUUGGAGCUACUAUUCCGUGAAUACUUCAUUGGAUUAACUAAGGAGAUUCAAAACUAUGUCAAUCUAUUGCAGUUUGAAUAUCCAUUUGAAAUACAGGCUAGAGCAGGCUGUGAGCUACACUCUGGAGAGAGACCAAAAGGCUUCUUUUUGGCAGCUUUUGAAGGAUCAGAUUUCCUGAGUUUCCAAAACUCAUCAUGGGUGCCCUCUCCAGAGGGUGGGAGUCGGGCCCAGAAGGUGUGUAAUCUAAUCAAUCAAUAUGAAGGUAUCAAGGAAACAGUAUUCAACCUCACCAGUAACACCUGCUCCCGAUUUCUCUUCGGUCUCCUGGAUGCAGGAAAAAUGAACCUUCAGAGACAAGUGAGGCCAGAGGCCUGGCUGUCCAGUAGGCCCAGUCCUGGGUCUGGCCGAAAGAUACUGGUGUGUCAUGUCUGUGGUUUCUACCCAAAGACUGUCUGGGUGAUGUGGAUGCAAGGUGAACAGGAACAACAGGGCACUAAACAAGAAGAUAUUCUUCCCAAUGCUGAUGGGACAUGGAAUCUUCAGGUGACCCUGGAUGUGGCGGCUGAAGAGGCAGCUCUACUGUCUUGUAGAGUGAGGCACAGCAGUCUGGGAGACCAGGACAUCGUCCUCUACUGGGGAUACCGCCUUUCCAUGAACUUCAUGCUUUUGGCAGCGAUAGUAUCCCUGGUGCUUCUGAUAGUCCUUGUGUUAUGGUUUAGGAAGCACGGUCUGGAGAGCACCUCAGCUGUGCGCUGCUGCAAGUCCGCCAUCACUUCCGACCUGCGCUGCUCUUUCCUGGGUCUUCCUUCCACUUUCUACUUCUAA
Fukomys damarensis (Damara mole-rat) is the source of this 1074-nucleotide messenger RNA. RefSeq names its product T-cell surface glycoprotein CD1c-like. The record is from RefSeq and is a predicted model, not a curated record. The coding region runs from base 1 to 1074 and encodes 357 amino acids. Gene Ontology annotation, molecular function: exogenous lipid antigen binding; endogenous lipid antigen binding; lipopeptide binding. Gene Ontology annotation, biological process: antigen processing and presentation, exogenous lipid antigen via MHC class Ib; immune response; antigen processing and presentation, endogenous lipid antigen via MHC class Ib. Gene Ontology annotation, cellular component: external side of plasma membrane. The transcript is spliced from 6 exons. NCBI's taxonomy places the organism in Eukaryota, Metazoa, Chordata, Mammalia, Rodentia, Bathyergidae.